Molecule: messenger RNA, 2375 nt
Organism: Calypte anna (Anna's hummingbird)
Lineage: Eukaryota; Metazoa; Chordata; Aves; Apodiformes; Trochilidae
Gene: TMX1
Product: thioredoxin related transmembrane protein 1
Exons: 8
Coding region: 15-851 (278 amino acids)
Source: RefSeq, a predicted model, not a curated record
AAGCGGGCGGGAAGAUGGCGGCGGCAGCAGCCGCGGUGUGUGGGGUGCGGGCCCUGCUCUGCGUGGCGCUGGUCGGCACGGCGCUGGGCAAACGCAGCCCCGUGAAGGUGCUGUCUGACGGCAUGUGGCGGGAGCUGCUUCAGGGAGAGUGGAUGGUGGAGUUCUAUGCCCCUUGGUGUCCCGCCUGCCAGAACCUCCAGCCUGAGUGGGAGAAGUUUGCCGAGUGGGGGGAGGAUCUGGAGGUGAACAUUGCCAAGGUGGAUGUCACGGAGCAGCCGGGAUUAAGUGGACGAUUUAUCAUCACAGCUCUUCCCACCAUCUACCACUGUAAAGAUGGAGAGUUCAGGAGGUACCAGGGUGCAAGGACAAAAGCUGAUUUCAUCAAUUUCAUCAGUGAGAAGGAAUGGAAAUCCAUUGAACCUGUUUCAUCUUGGUUUGGUCCUUCCUCUUUCCUGAUGAGCAGCACCUCAGCUUUGUUUCAGCUGUCAAUGUGGAUCAGGCACUGCCAUGGGUACUUAACAGAACACGUUGGGAUUCCUGUCUGGGGCUCAUAUGCUGUUUUUGCCUUGGCAACUCUCUUCUCAGGACUGAUACUGGGACUUAUCAUGGUGUUCUUAGCAGACUGCAUCUGUCCAUCCAAAAGGCACAGAGCUCCACAGUACCCACAUUCAAGAAAGCUAGCUCCAGAGUCAGCUCAGCUGCUGAAAAAGCUGGAUGAGGAGCAGGAGGCAGAUGAGGAGGACAUCUCAGAUGAUGAAACAGAGAGUCAAGAGGUGCCUGACAAAGACUCCUCACCCCACACCGUCAGGCAGCGCCCUGUCCACCCUGCUGCUGCAGUGGACAAAUCUUAGUGGGAGUUGCCUGCAGGGUGAGUGGUGGAGUCACCACCUCCAAAAGAAGAUGAUAAAUGUCAGAACCUGCAGCUUGGAGAGAAGGAUGACUCCUGUCCUGGUAACACUGAUGCAUUUCAUCAAUUCAGAAAAAAACAAAACAAAGCAAAAGAAUGCCUGGUUGGCAUCAGGUAUUUGAAACUAAAACAUCCUUGUUGAAAACAGCUGAAACUUCUGUCAGUGAGUGGAGAAGGGCCAAGAAAUAAUUUAUGUAGCUUCUUGAAUGACUUGUUCCAGAGGGAUUAUUUUUUUUAAAUAGAAAAUAAAUCAGUGUGCUUGUGUUAGGGAACAUUAGCAAGGAGUGUGCACUCUGCUGUUGGCUGUUAAAGCAGCCAGGAAGGUUUCUCAGCAUAAAUCUAGUUUUGCUCUGAAGAAAUGCUGAGGGCAAAAGUUCCUUUCAAUUAUGUGACAUAUUCCAGGCUUUUUUCUGUGACAAAAAACUGCUUUCUGCCAUGACAGUGAGUGCUACAACCCCCACCCCCCUCUGUCUUUCUCCUUCUAAAGAGAUAAAAGUUCUUGUCUUCAUUUAGAGGAACAGAAGUUGACCUCUGAACAAAAUCUGGGGAGCUGCUCUCAGCCAUCCUCCCAGGUGGGAAUUCCCACAAGCUGUGUGGUGUGGAUUCCCUGGCUGACCCAGAAACCUGCUCUUGGCAUUGAUUUCUUGUAGAAAAGGCUGCAAAAAGCCAUAGGAGCUUCUCAGUGAAGUAAUUCUCUAGAAAAAAAAGCAGCACCUGUAGUCUUGUUUUGUCUCAGUGACUCAGAUUGGGAAUAGUUUACAUGCAGGGUCCUCUGCUGAGUACAAAUCCUCCCUGUUCCUCUUGCUGGCUGGCAGGAGGACUCUGCUUCUUUUUAAUACAUUACCCCUGAUUUCUGCUUAAUUCUUUUAAAAAAAAAAGACAAACAACACCCACCCUUUAGUCCACUGUUUUCUCUGUGUUUUUUGUUUUCACUCUGUGUAAAAAAUAAAAUGCCCAGGUGCAGGGGGCCAGUGGUACCUUGUGUGGCUUGCAAGGAGUUUUCCAUAGUCUUGUAGGGAAUUCCCAAAGUCUUGGCAAGGGAAGGGUUAGCCUCAUGCUGAGCACACUUAGGUUUUUGGACAAGCCUUUUCUUGCUGGGGUGUUUUGGUUGGUUUUCUUUCCAGUCCUGCUUUGGUUUGAAGUUGUUUGCAGCACUGGCAGGUGAUAAAUCCUGUCCAAUAGGAGCAUGAGGAGUGAACAGAAAGCUAGGGAAGCUCUUGGUGUUUGGCUGGAGCCAGACUUUCCUCCUGAUUGUUGUGGGGACAGAGCAUUAGAUAAGGAGCUCAGAAUUAACUUGGGAUGAGAGGGAAAUAUUGGAGGGGGAAAUACUCAGAAUUCUUGCAGGCCCAAUCAGCUUGUGAAAGAACACACCAUGUUCUGUCUCAGUCUUGAAUACUUCUUUUUAAGUUGUGUUUUAAGUGUGUGAUUUUCAUAGAUUUUUAUUCAUCCUCUGUGCUAUGAAUGGGGG